AUGUUUGAUACUUCAGUUAUUUUCUUUUUUCCCUUUUUGAUUGUCUUUCUUUCUAGAUCAGUGUUUUUACGUGAAACAAACCCCUUGUCUCUCUCUCUCAUGAUGAUGAUGAUACGCCGUGUGAUGUGUGUGUUGGCCGUUGUGCUGUGCUGUGCCUGCGGGUAUACCAUGGCGGCUGCUGCUGCUGUUGAUAAUGACAGUCCCAGUGGCCGUGGUGUAUCCCGUGGGGCUGUGGAGGUGUCGUGCGGGACCGGCGGUGCGCUGCGUGUACGCCCCGCU
Trypanosoma theileri is the source of this 279-nucleotide messenger RNA. RefSeq lists its product as uncharacterized. The record is from RefSeq and is a predicted model, not a curated record. Lineage: Eukaryota; Euglenozoa; Kinetoplastea; Trypanosomatida; Trypanosomatidae. The transcript has a single exon. The annotation marks the transcript as partial.